Strongylus vulgaris is the source of this 924-nucleotide messenger RNA. NCBI's taxonomy places the organism in Eukaryota, Metazoa, Nematoda, Chromadorea, Rhabditida, Strongylidae. The record is from the annotation of a GenBank genome assembly.
AUGGCCAUGCUUGCUGAGCAGACAAGUUUUACUAGGAAGACAAAGUGGUCAACUGCUAAAAAGCUUCUUGAAAAUGAUGAACGAUACAAAGCAGUUGAGAGCUCAUCGUCAAGGGAACAAAUGUUCCGUGACCAUGUAGAGAAAUUGGGCGAUGAAAGUUUAUCAGACAUUGAAGAAGAGGCGGAACGUGAAAAACGCCUUGCUGCAGAUGCUGCGAUUGCCGCCAGACAACGAGAGGUGGAAGCUGAACUAGGUGAUAAACUUCGAGAACGCGAUUUGGAAAGUGAACGUCACCGUAUGCAAGAACACCAAGAACGAUUCAAUGCCCUUCUUGUUGACUUGGUAAAAUCGGCCGAGGCAACUUGGCAUGAGACGAGACGUAUUCUGCGCAAAGACGAACGAUAUGCAGAAUGCGACUUAUUGGACAAGGAGAAGAAAGAAAGCGCAUUUAAUGAACAUAUCCGAAACCUUGAAAAGAAACGACGAGACGCUUUCUUUGCUGUUUUGGAUGAACAUCCAAAAAUUACAACUCAAACGCGUUGGAAGGAAGCUAGACGUAUCAUUCAAGAUGAGGAAGAAACAUUCUCAAAGGUGGCCAGUAAUAGCGAGAGGAAAGUUGAGAGAGAUUAUCGUGACUGGCAGGAGCUACGGCACGACAAUGCUGUACGUGAGUUCAAAGACUUGCUCAAAGAGACCAAAAUCAUUACAUAUAAGAGCAAACGCAUGAUCGAGGAAAAUGAACAACAUUUGAAGGAUAUUCUGGCUGUUCUUGAGAACGACAAGCGAUGGAUGCGUAUGUCUGAGAAUCACGCUUCGGAACGUGAUAGAAUCCUUGAUGAGUAUAUUGAAGUGCUGCACAGGAAAGGAACACCGCCCCCACCUACGCAACAAGAGCGUGAAAGGCGUAGAAAAGAGACUGCUUAA